Dinoponera quadriceps is the source of this 2857-nucleotide messenger RNA. RefSeq names its product corepressor interacting with RBPJ 1. Gene Ontology annotation, molecular function: transcription corepressor activity. The transcript has 6 exons. Bases 108 to 1244 code for a protein of 378 amino acids. The record is from RefSeq and is a predicted model, not a curated record. Gene Ontology annotation, biological process: negative regulation of DNA-templated transcription. Lineage: Eukaryota; Metazoa; Arthropoda; Insecta; Hymenoptera; Formicidae. Gene Ontology annotation, cellular component: nucleus.
AAAAUUUGUAAUGGCGGUGACGAGUGCGUAAUUACGCGUGUGUGUGUGGAUACAUUUGUAAAAUUGCUACUUGAAGUCGUGCGGAAAAAAAAUCUCGAGCUGCGAAAAUGGGAAAGGGAUUCAAUAAUUACAUGUGCAAGAAAUUCUUUCAUCCAGCGUCGCGAGAUAAUUUGAAACGAGUAUGGAUGGCAGAACAGCAAGCAGAGGCUUACAAGAAGAAGCAGGAAGAAUUAAGAGUUCAGUAUGAAAAGGAACAAGAUCUUCAUAAUAACAAAGCAUUGCUUAGCAAAGAAAGCAAGGAUAAACUCAGUGUAAACUUCAUGUAUGAGCCACCCCCUGGAGCAAAAAAAGAGAGAGAGAAAGAAGAUAACGAGCCAGAAUAUAAGUUCGAGUGGCAGCGAAAAUAUAAUGCUCCAAGAGAGAGUUAUUGCAAAGGAGACAGUGAGAUUCGAGACCAACCAUUCGGUAUACAAGUGAGGAAUGUACGUUGUAUCAAGUGCCACAAAUGGGGGCACAUAAAUACAGAUAAGGAGUGUCCUUUGUAUAGCCAAGCAAUGAGCGUUGUAAUGGCAAAUAAUUCACAAACACCGUCUGCCCCGGACACUAUGACGCUUGUACAACAAAUGCGAGAAGAUGGUUUGGCUCUGAAAAAAUCUGCACUAGAUGCACAACAGCAUUUACGAGUUCCGGAACAGGAGCAUCUUAUGGUCUCUGAAGAUGAAGAGCAGUCUGAAUUAUCAUUCCUCAAAUCUCUAUCGAAGAAAGAGAAGAAGAAAUUAUUAUUGAAACUGCAGUUAUUGGAGAAGAAAAAUCGCAAGAAAGAAAAAAGACAAUUGAAAAAGAAAAAAUCGAGCAGUAACAAACACUUGAGCAAUAGCAGUGAUAACAGCAGCAGUAGCAGUAGUAGCAGCAGCAGCAGCAGUAGUAGUAGUAGUAGUAGUAAUAGUAGUAGUAGUGAUAGCGAUAGCAGCAGUAGCAGCAGCGACUCGGAAAAUUCCGAUGUGAAAAGAGACAGAAAAAAAAGGAAAAAGUCAGUUUCCAAAGAAAAACGUACUCAUAAGACUCACAAGCAUAAGAGCAAACGUAUUGAUAUGCACAAACACAAACAUAAGGAGAAGAACAACAGUGCUAAACAUAACAGGGACAAGAGUCGCCACAGUAGAAAGAGAAAAAUUAAAGAUGAAGAUAAGGACAGAGAGAACUUGCGACACAGUGAGGCAAAGAGAAAACACACGCAUCAUUAAUAAUUAUUUUUGCAAGAUCUGUAAAAUGUUGAUAUGUGUAUAUCUCCUGUGAAAAUAUGUAAUAAUAAAAACAUAAUUAUGACGUUAACAACUUAAAUAUGCAUUUCACGCAAUUUAAUUGCGCGAAUCGAACAUCUCGGAUAUUAAUGUAAAUUUGUUACUGAGGAUGGCGCGAGGAAUUUUUCAAGUGGGCAUGUUUUGACACAGCAAUACGAAUCGAUAUCUGAGUAACGUUUGCGCAUAUUAACAAAAUUGGUUGAAUAAAUUGCAGCAUUUUAUUCAAUGACAGUGGAAUAUACUCCUAAUAACGACCCGUAAUACAAACAUUAAUUCGCUGCAUAAGUUUUUUUAUUAUAAUAUAGCAUGCAUUUUAUAUCAUUUUUACAAAUCAAUGAAAUGCGUUAAUAUAUUAUUAUUAUUGGUAUCCUUAUAUAAUCAUGUGUAAUUUUAGUGCAACGUAUACAUGUCUUUCUCGCCAAGAUGAUACAUGGGACCAUCGAUAAUAUACGUAUAUUACAGAUAUUGGCCAGAUUGGGUUUACUUGUAAGGCGCGCAUCGCUUAAGUAGGUCUUAGAAAGUAUAAUAAUUUCUCUCACUCUAUAAUUCUGUUUCUAUAACACGGUUAGCUAGUAACAAUCCGUUUUUUUUUCUGCAUAUAUAUUUUUUUCCAUAUAUAUAUAACGUACGAAUGUAAAUUAUAUGUAAUACUAGCCACCAGUCGGCUUUUGAACACUUGGGCACUUUGAAAUCUGUUUGCGUGAUCGUUCUUUGCAAAUGGAUUACAUUCUCUAUGUGAUAUGACACUAGAACUUUGGGAAGUAGAAUCCGGAUUGGCAGUUAUAUAUGUACAAUUAAUCCAUCAGUUAAUUACAAGUAGCAACGAGACUCGAUGUAUAUAGAUAAAAAGAGAAUACACUCACUAUUAUAAUUGAAACAUCGUACUUAUUCAUACCUCUACACUACCGGAAAUGACAUUAGCAGUCGUGAUUAUCCCUACGAGAGAAAUGCCGUUCCGUAAAAUGCAACAUUAUACUGUUGCCCUAAAUACAAUCGUCUCAGAGGAUUAAUUCCACUUUCUCUCUCUCUCUCUCUCUCUCUCUCUCUCUUACAUACAUAUAUAUAUAAUACAACAAUUGUCCGUUUUUCUCUUUUCGUUUUUAUUCCAGGAUCGCCGUUUUGCUUUACCACGUAAACCAAACUACAUUCAAUGGAAUUAAUUACACUGUAAUUGUAGAAACGAGACAACUGGACUUACUCGCCCCCAACACUUAUAUUACGACGUCUCAUCUUGCGCGAACGCGAAUCAAAAUCAUCAUAACACAUCCAGGGUACGCAAAAUGCACUGGAAUGUAAUACUCAUUUCCGCAAGAAUCGACGUCAAAAAUCCGAGCGUGUCUCUUACAUAUAUAUAUACUUCGAUAUCUAUUGCAUGGAAAGCAAAUUAUUUAUAAUGGAGAUUAUAAUGGAGAUUAGAAAAGUACAUUCUCACUCGAAGUGCACAUUACUUCGCUUAAAAUGAUCCGGUCGCAAACUUUCCAAGAUAUUAGAAACAAGAAAUUCUACUAUGUAGAAAACAUAACAAUGCCUCGAUCUAACAAAGAUAGAAAAAAAAA